AAAAAGGGGGAAAAAAAGGAGGAGGAGGAGGGUGAGAGAGAAGCUCGGAGAGCAGAGAAAAGGGGGCACCGGCACCCCCCCCGCUUCCCUGCACGCGCUCGCUGCCCGCCUGCCGCGGUCACCCCGGGCUUCGUCCCUCUCUGUUUCUCCCCGCGCGAGGCGAUCCGAGCGAGGAGCGAGGCCCCGCCGGGGGCGGCCAUGCGGCGGUGACAGGAGCACGGUCGAGACGCACGGGCCCCCCUCGCCCUCUCACCUCCACCCCGUUCGCCAGCUCGCCUCAGCCGAGGCCCCUCCGGCCUACACCCGCUUGCUGUCCGCAUCCCCCCCUCCCCGACCCUCCCGGGCUGCACUUCGGGAAUCAUGGCCCAAGUAGCGAUGUCCACACUGCCUGCUGAAGACGAGGAGUCCUCGGAAAGCAGGAUGGUGGUGACGUUCCUCAUGUCUGCCCUGGAGUCCAUGUGUAAAGAGUUGGCCAAGUCCAAGGCUGAGGUGGCCUGCAUCGCCGUGUAUGAGACGGAUGUGUUUGUUGUUGGAACUGAAAGAGGACGCGCUUUUGUCAAUACCAGAAAAGAUUUCCAAAAAGAUUUUGUAAAAUAUUGUGUUGAAGAAGAAGAAAAGGCUGCAGAGAUGCAUAAGAUGAAAGCUACAAGCCAGGCGAAUCGGAUGAGUGUGGAUGCUGUCGAAAUUGAAACACUCAGAAAAACGGUGGAGGAUUAUUUCUGUUUUUGCUAUGGAAAAGCUUUAGGCAAGUCCACAGUGGUCCCUGUGCCCUACGAGAAGAUGCUACGUGACCAGUCGGCUGUGGUGGUGCAAGGGCUCCCUGAGGGCAUUGCCUUCAAGCACCCUGAACAUUACGACCUUGCAACUUUGAAGUGGAUUCUGGAGAACAAGGCAGGGAUCUCAUUCAUCAUUAAGAGACCUUUCCUGGAGCCGAAGAAACUCCUUGGUGGCCGAAUGAUGGCAUCAGAUACUGAGAGGACCAUCCUGUCGCCUGGUGGAAGCUGUGGCCCCAUCAAAGUGAAAACUGAGCCCACAGAAGACUCUGGCAUUUCUCUGGAAAUGGCCGCUGUGACAGUGAAGGAAGAGUCAGAAGACCCAGAUUACUAUCAGUAUAACAUUCAAGCAGGCCCUUCUGAAACUGGUGAUGUUGAUGAAAAGCUCCCCCUUUCGAAGGCUUUGCAAGGGAGCCAUCAUUCUUCAGAAGGCAACGAAGGAACAGAAGUGGAAGUGCCAGCAGAAGAUUCUACUCACCAUGUCCCUUCAGAAACAAGUGAGGACCCUGAAGUUGAGGUGACCAUUGAAGAUGACGAUUACUCCCCGCCCACCAAGAGGCCAAAGAGCAGUGAGCCACCCCCGCCUCCACCGGUCCCAGAGCCCGCCAAUGCUGGCAAGCGCAAAGUGAGGGAGUUCAACUUCGAGAAAUGGAAUGCGCGCAUCACUGACCUGCGGAAGCAGGUUGAGGAGCUGUUUGAGAGAAAAUACGCUCAAGCUAUAAAAGCCAAAGGUCCGGUGACGAUCCCAUACCCUCUUUUCCAGUCCCAUGUUGAAGAUCUUUAUGUAGAAGGGCUUCCCGAAGGGAUUCCUUUUAGAAGGCCAUCGACAUACGGCAUUCCUCGCCUUGAGAGGAUAUUGCUGGCCAAGGAGAGGAUCCGCUUUGUGAUUAAGAAACAUGAGCUUCUGAACUCUACACGAGAAGACUUACAGCUGGAUAAGCCAGCGUCUGGAGUGAAGGAAGAGUGGUAUGCACGGAUCACCAAGCUGAGGAAGAUGGUAGACCAGCUUUUCUGCAAGAAAUUUGCUGAGGCCUUGGGGAGCACAGAAGCCAAGGCUGUACCAUACCAAAAAUUUGAGGCCCAUCCCAAUGACCUCUAUGUGGAAGGACUUCCAGAAAACAUUCCUUUCCGAAGCCCCUCGUGGUAUGGAAUCCCAAGACUGGAAAAAAUCAUCCAAGUGGGCAAUCGAAUUAAAUUUGUUAUCAAAAGGCCAGAACUCCUGACUCACAGUACAACUGAAGUGACUCAGCCACGGACGAACACGCCAGUCAAAGAAGAUUGGAAUGUCAGAAUCACCAAGCUUCGCAAGCAGGUGGAAGAGAUCUUUAAUUUGAAGUUUGCUCAAGCUCUUGGCCUCACAGAGGCAGUGAAGGUGCCCUAUCCUGUAUUUGAAUCAAAUCCAGAGUUUCUGUAUGUGGAAGGGCUGCCUGAGGGGAUCCCCUUCCGAAGCCCCACCUGGUUUGGGAUUCCACGCCUGGAGAGGAUUGUCCGUGGGAGCAAUAAGAUCAAGUUUGUCGUUAAAAAGCCUGAGCUAGUUGUGUCCUACCUGCCUCCCGGGAUGGCCAGCAAGAUCAACACGAAAGCACUGCAGUCCCCAAAGCGACCACGAAGCCCUGGGAGCAACUCCAAGGUCCCUGAGAUUGAGGUCACUGUGGAAGGCCCCAACAACAACAGCCCUCAGACCUCCACCGUUCGAACUCCAACCCAGACCAACGGUUCAAAUGUUCCAUUCAAGCCUCGAGGGAGAGAGUUUUCCUUUGAGGCCUGGAACGCCAAGAUCACUGACCUGAAGCAGAAGGUGGAAAACUUGUUCAAUGAAAAAUGCGGGGAAGCCCUUGGCCUUAAGCAGGCUGUGAAAGUGCCAUUCGCGCUGUUCGAGUCCUUCCCGGAAGACUUCUAUGUAGAAGGCCUACCCGAGGGGGUGCCUUUCCGAAGACCCUCCACAUUUGGCAUUCCGAGGCUGGAGAAGAUACUCCGGAACAAGGCCAAGAUAAAGUUCAUCAUUAAAAAACCUGAGAUGUUUGAGACGGCCAUCAAAGAGAGCACCUCUUCCAAAAGCCCUCCGAGGAAGAUAAACUCAUCACCCAACGUUAAUACUACUGCAUCAGGUGUGGAAGACCUUAACAUCAUUCAGGUGACAAUUCCAGGUACGAUUUCUGCCUGCCUCGUGGACUCUGUCAGACUCCAGAACCUGUUUCCGGGCUGCUUCCUAUUCCCAGCGGCAGCUCAUGUAGUGCAGCUUCUCUCUGUCAGCCUGGCUGCACAGCACUGGACCAUGUUAGGUGCCCUGCUUGAUGGCCAGGGUCAAAAUCUAAUCGGGUUGCUGCUGGACUUUGUGUGUGAUUGCUUUGAAGAGGACUCUUACGGUCACGCUGGUCCCUGUGCUCUUUGUCUCGCUGCAGGUGAAGCUAUUGGGAUGGGCUUCCCUGUGAAGGUUCCCUACAGGAAAAUCACCAUCAACCCCGGCUGCGUGGUGGUGGACGGCAUGCCCCCCGGGGUGUCCUUCAAGGCCCCCAGUUACCUGGAGAUCAGCUCCAUGAGGAGGAUCCUGGACUCUGCUGAGUUUAUCAAGUUCACUGUCAUUAGACCAUUUCCAGGACUUGUGAUUAAUAACCAGCUGGUUGAUCAGAAUGAACCCGAAGGCCCUGGGAUGCAAGAGUCCACUGAGGCGAGCCAGUUGGAAGUUCCAGCAACAGAAGAAAUUAAAGACACGGAUGGGAGCUCACAGAUCAAGCAGGAGCCAGACCCCACGUGGUAGACCGCGUCUCCAGGCUCAGCUUCCGGCGUGAGUGGUGGAGAGCUUUCGGACGCGCCCUGCCAGCUCUGUAAUAUACUGUAUAACAGAAAUACCUUCUAUACAAACCUUCUUUUCUACUUCUAGAUAGAAAUGUCUACUUUCUCAGCAGUCCUGUGAAUCGAACUGCGCAGCGUGAUGAGGUGCGCGUGCCUGGCUGGCUUGGGAAUGCACUAGAAGGAUUUCGCAGCGGUGCUGGAGAGAGAUAGGGAAUGGCAGGGACGACUUUUAGAUUUUUUUUUUUAUAUAUAUAAAUGCGUUGGGCAGAGCCUUGGGCUGCGGUGGUAUUCCAGUCAGUGGAGAUGUUCCUCCUGGGCAUCUUGGCUUCUGCAGCCAAGAAAACCCCUGUGCUAGGCAGUGCUUUAGUUUUUCUAUUGAAAAUCAUUUCCGUGACCUUGCACUCGGCUCCCCUUCCGGCCUGAGGGAGGGCUGCUGUCUCUCCGUCUGACUGGGGCCUUCACCUGAGCUACAUCAUGGUUCCUCUGUUUUGACGUAAUUAAAAGCCAGGCCAGCCAGUGAGCAGCCAGCGUCUCCGCGUAGAGGAUGCUCUCGGAGCCUCUUGCACCCUUACUUUGCGGCAAGUAAAUAUCUGGGUGUACCCUGAAGAGGCCGGAGGUCAGGUGUGCUUGCUGUAGCAGCUGGAUGACUCGGCCUCCCCACCUGGGACCCACAGUGGCCUGGGGGUGCUGUGGGGCGCAGCUCUGAGCUGGCUGAGUCAGGCUGGGGUGUGGGGAGAGUCGGGCAAGUUCUCGCACCUCGGUGUUCCCACCCUAAGGCCUGAAAGCGGAGGCUCGCAGACGACGCAGCUGUAUAAAGUACCAGCUCUCAGAAGGUAGAGGAUGCGAAGGCACAGUUGGCAGUAGCGUCACCACGGUGUUCACAAUGGGAAAUUAUAUCACACGGUAGCAGAGAUAGGCAUUUUUAUGUGUUCCUUAUAUUUUACCUCAAAUUGUAGAUAUAGGGUAAUAAAUAAAAUCCAUCCAUGCCUUUCACAUGCAAA
Messenger RNA from Alexandromys fortis (reed vole), 4567 nucleotides. It is a transcript of the gene Gtf2i, whose product is annotated as general transcription factor IIi. Gene Ontology annotation, cellular component: nucleus. Gene Ontology annotation, molecular function: DNA-binding transcription factor activity. Gene Ontology annotation, biological process: transcription by RNA polymerase II. The record is from RefSeq and is a predicted model, not a curated record. The transcript is spliced from 34 exons. The coding region runs from base 361 to 3531 and encodes 1056 amino acids. Lineage: Eukaryota; Metazoa; Chordata; Mammalia; Rodentia; Cricetidae.